This is a messenger RNA of Alosa alosa (allis shad), 8277 nucleotides long. RefSeq names its product SLC2A4 regulator (gene slc2a4rg). The transcript is spliced from 10 exons. Lineage: Eukaryota; Metazoa; Chordata; Actinopteri; Clupeiformes; Clupeidae. Gene Ontology annotation, molecular function: RNA polymerase II cis-regulatory region sequence-specific DNA binding; DNA-binding transcription factor activity. Gene Ontology annotation, cellular component: nucleus. Bases 178 to 1782 code for a protein of 534 amino acids. The record is from RefSeq and is a predicted model, not a curated record. Gene Ontology annotation, biological process: regulation of transcription by RNA polymerase II.
UUAUUCCCUGACCGGUUGGCUGUAGUUUUCUGGUUGGUAGAAAAUCUAGUUGGUAGUAUAUUGCGACAAGCUAAGCUCUAGUCAAGACAAUCUUGUUAAAUGUAUAAUUUCUUCUUCUGUACUAAGGUCUUUAGAAAGCUAGUUAUCUUUCUUUAGAUUCACUUUUCCUGACUAAAAAUGACUUCCAAGCGCCUCCUCGAUAAGCCCCUAGCCGGCAUACGGCUCGGUGGUGCGGCUUCGAGUCGAGCUGGUAACAGCACGUAUGGAGGGAAUACCGCCGGACAUGCUGAGACUGUCACGGCAAUGGAUUGCGGAGUGAUACUGGCAUGUAAAAAUGUGUCCUCGCCGGGAAGAGUUUUUAGUCCAAUGUUGGACAACAGCACUCUGAAAGAAUGUAUCAGCAAAGAUUCUGUUGUCAACGGAGUUGGUUUGAAGUCAGGGAGAGAAAAGCACCUUGACCUGAAAAAAGUGGGCUGUCCAGGCAACAUGGAUGAGAGUGACCUGAUGGGCCCAUGUGGGGUCCUGAAGAAUCCCAGCCCCACACAUCGCCUGAUUCUGAACGGGCAGAAGCUAGACGACCAAAUGCACUUCGAGCCCAGGCCCUCAGGCCGCGAGAGCGGGGAGGCCAGGUCCCGCCUGCAGCCGCUGCUCUGCCCAGACGGCUCGCCUGAGGAGCGCCCCCCACACGCUUCCUCGCACAUCCCCGUCCCACGGAACAGGAACCCCUCAGGCCAUGCUGAUAAGGAGGUGAUGGCUGCCACCGUCCUCACCAGUCUGUCCACCAGUCCCCUGGUGCUCAACCCCCCCUCAGCAGCCCCAGCUGCAGUACCGGAGCUGUCCAGCAGGGGGUGGAAGGAGAGCCUGUCGGCGAGCUACAGCAGCUCCACCAGCGGCAACUGGAGCUGGGACACCAGUGACCAGUCGGUGCCAUCCACACCCUCGCCACCUCUCUCCAAUCCAUGGAAGGGCUUCCUGCUGUUCAUGCAGGGCGACGAUGCAAUAAGAACUGACAGCCCCACUUCACGCUUCAUGUUUGAGGACCCCCAGAAAAGCAAGAAUUCCAUGAAGGUGAUGUUCAAGUGUUUGUGGAAGAACUGUGAAAAGGUCCUCAGCACGUCCUCAGGGAUCCAAAGGCACAUUCGCACUGUCCACCUGGGGCGGAACAGUGACUCAGACUACAGCGACGGCGAGGAAGACUUCUACUACACGGAGAUCGAGGUUAACAUGGACACACUGUCAGAGGGGCUGUCCAGCCUGACACCCACCUCCCCCACCACGGCCGGCCCACCCCCCAUCUUCCCCCCACCAGUGACCUCUGACCUGCUGCUUCUGCCACGCUGCGACUCCGCCCACCACCACCAGGCCUUCCACACACCCCUCAGCCAAUCGGCUCCCUCCGCACUCUGCCACAUCCGCACUGACCACGCCUACCAGGCCACUGCCCCUGUCAACAUUCCCAUUUCUUCCGAGACGAUUGAGAGCGAGAAUGGGAUCAGUGUGUCCUGGCAGUCUCCCCCUGUCAUUUUUAAAGGCUUACCGGGCCCGAUGAGUCACAUCCGCACUGUCAGCAUCGGAGAGAAGAGGCAGCUGACCGCCGCUCACACCACCCUCAACAACAAGGCCCACCCCACCACCCCCACCCCCACCCCCAAACCGGCCUCUGGCACCAGGAAGCCCCGCGGCGAGGCCAAGAAGUGCCGCAAGGUGUACGGCAUGGAGAAGAGAGACCUGUGGUGCACGGCCUGCCGCUGGAAGAAAGCCUGCCAGCGCUUCAUCGACUAAGCCCUGGUAAGAGACGCCACCCCUACGUGAGAGCUGGAGCCUGAGCCUGAGCCUGACCGAUGCUUCUGCAGUCCAACCCGGUCCAGCCCAGUCCCAGUCCUUGGGUCCGGUUCUGGUUCCCCUCUCCGCAGCCUUUCCCCAUCAGCAGGGGCUGGACACACUGCUGAGGUGAGGGCCCUAACUCUGGGACUGACUACUUUUUUCCCCCUUCCUCCACACCACCAGAGGGAGCUCCAACGCUCUAAACACCCUCAACCAGCAGAACACUGAAAAUCAAAUUUUAUCUACUUCAUACAUAGAAAAAAAAAAUGCUCAAAAAUGUUUUCUUUUUUUAAAAGAGUUUUUUGACAAAACAAAGAACUGGCAUAUUUUGCAUUAUUGAUAGUGUUGUUGGUGGACUUAAGCUGAAUUUGUUUUUAUUUCACCUUUCGAAAAGGAAUUGAAAAGAAACAGCAAAGGAAGAAAUAUGUAACACACAAAUCCUGAUUCAGCAGUUUAAGAUACUUGUUUAUUGUUUUUUUUCUAUGACUUUUAUUUUGGUCUGUUUUCAUUUGAAGACCGAGGUUGAAGAUUUCCAGUUGUCUUUUUUUUUAUCAUUCUUGUGUAGCAUUCUAUAAACAUGGCAGUCUUUACUGGUCAGAAAAAAAACAAGUAAGCUAUGUUUUUGUUAUCGGACUAUUCAUGCAUUGAUCUCCGCAACCUUCAUUUGAUCUUUGCAAAGAUGACACAAGUCCCUGAUUAGUGCUGAGUCUAGCACAGAUCUGGUCCUGAUCCAAUACUGACCCGGUCCAAAUCUGUCCGAGAAUCGGCGUCUUCCGGAGGAUUCCUCCUGAUCAGCUGCACUAACUGUCACCAUUUUUAUCAUGGACUCCCAGGAGAACCAAAGCCAAACCGGUGAUCUUUGUCUAGUGCACAACCCCACCACUGAUACACAGUGUCAGUAGGAGGCUUUCUUAGAAUCCAUUGCAGUUUGCCGGGAAGCAAAUAAGACAUGGUCAUCAUUAUCAGAUUGCUCAAACAUAACCAGGAAAUAAACAUGCUCAUUACAAUCAGAAGCACCAAAUAAAAUCUUACAUGUUUGAACAGAUGCACACACACAAAUAUAUAGAGUAUAUAUAUAUAUAAGGAUAUUUUUUUUCUUGUUUGUCUAUGUACCUCUUUAUCAAUAUGCACCUUGUUUUAGACAGAUAGGCAGAGCUCCUUGAGUCGGACAGUUUUGAGUGUCCUCUUUAGCUGUAACUACAUUGGAUUUUGCAGCAGGCCCAGGAGUUUCACAUACAAAGAAUAGUAUCCUUUUUGAGAUGAUUAUAUAAAGACACUUUUAGCAUAGACCAAUGUCUGCUCACUUUGAUUCUUCUUUUUCUCUGCUUUUUUGGAUUUUCUGUCUCACAUGAAACAGGUUUCUGGUAUUUUUUAGAUAAUCGUGUAGUUUUGUAUUAAGAAAAAAACAAAAAGAAAUCUAUCAAUCUACAGUAUUACUACAGUCAAUUAUGCUUCAGCAUCUCAUUGCAGAUAGAGCUAUGAUUAGCAAAGAUUCCCUUAUAGGAUGCAUGCCAAAGCAGGCGUAGAUUCCAGACAGAUGCUCUCUGGCUAUUUGGAUGUUGUCUUCUUCAGAAAAUGCUAAUUCAGAUUAGAAGAACUGGAGACUAGAGUUUGGAAUGUCCAUUUUUUUGGAUAGCCAAACUACAAGCCUACCGAAGCACAGGGGCUCAAGACUAAAGAGAAGGCGAAGAAUUAAAACAGAAUUGUAGUUGUGCACACAGUGAAAGACUGGGAGCAUAAAAUAAAGUGGGCAGACACCUGUCUUUUGGAACCUCUAGUUGCCAAAUGCAUUUUCAUGAGAAUUAUAGUGUUCAUUAGUCACCCUAUCCUGUGAAGGGAUUAUUUGCUUCCCGUGAAACGCUUCCUCUGAAUUGAACCAUUUACACUCACAGUUUUUUUUUUUUGCUUGGAACGACAGAUCACCGUUCCCUUAAAUACUGUCUUGAUUGUAGACACCUCUUUGAAUGUAGUCUCUGCUGUAUGUUGGCCUCUGCCAGUUCCUCUCUCUCUCCCUCUCUCUCUCUCUCUCUCCUCUCUCUCCUCCCUCUCGGCCUCUCUUGUCCACUGCGCUUUCCCUUUGAGUGAGUGCAGAUUUGAGUGCCCGCCCUGCAUGGUGACUCACACAAGACUGUUCACAGGCUCACACACACAAUAGCAAGGGUCAUCUCGCUCGCUCACAAGUGUGUACAGCGCUAUUGGACUCCUCUUGCAUGGACACACACCUCCUUUGAGCGGUCUCUAGGGCAACUAUACAACCUACAGGAAGAGAACUAACUGGCCUAAAUCCAGCCCAGACAUCCAAGAGCCCUUUAUACAUACUCUACUGCCAGCAAAUGGACAGGUUCAAAUCAACACACCUGUCAUUUACUAUGGUAUCAUUAAUUAAACAAGUUUGCAUUCAAAGGCCUUUUAUAACUACUGUAUUAGUGAUUGGCCAAGCCCAUAAGCCCUAAACACCUUUAUUAAAGAUGCACUCCAGCCAUUAAUUAACCCUGGUAAUGUCAUUUUAGUUCCUAACACAGACAUAUUCAUAAGUGCUUUUUAAAAAAAAAAAAUCCCUUCAUGAGCUAACUGUUCCGCCCCGGAUGCAUACAACUCUGCCUGGUUACCAAAUCGGGUUGACAAUGUCCUGAAAUAGCUAACAAUGCUGUGCUGUUGUAAGAUAGUUAACUCUGACACAUUAGCUUGCUUAUCUUGGAAAGCUAAAUGUGCCGAUGUGUCCUCAGGAAAACUAUUUUUCCAGGAAUGAUUCGGACAAUUCCACCCCGCAGGUCAGGCCACGAGUUAUUAUUCUGAAACAUCCACUAGUGUACUGCCCAUCUGAACCAGAAAGACUCAGCUAUGGUGUUUACUACUGUAGGUAUUUCACCCAUGUCUUUCGUAGGUAUUUCACCCAUGUUAACAAACCCCUAAUGGACAUGGACAAAGGUUCACAAGUAGAUCUUGGCUGGAGUGGGUCUUUCAAAAGUGCAUUAAGUAGCUAUUUGCUUAUUCAAGAGUACACUUGAAUAAGUGUCAACAGUUAUCCUUCAGAUAUAUAGCAUUGUUGUCUAGGUCCAGCAGCAUUUAUUUUUUCACAGCAAAACCCAGUGUCUAUACUGGUGAGCUGGUGGCCAUCGGUGCGGUUCUCUUCCUUGUCUGGGUCGGUGCUGACCCUCAGUUCAGAGGGGAGCUUAGUGUCUGUACUGGACAGAGUGAGGUUCUCUUUAAGGUCGUAAUAGAAAAAAAUAAAACAUUCACUUCAAGUGCCAAUGAGAAGAACAUCACGAGGGAAAAGAAAAACAAAGCAUUCAUACAUAUAACACAUGAAAUCGAAUUGCACUAACUUGUACUGCACAAAAGGCGUAUUUUUUUUUUUUUUUUUUUUUUAAUAAUCAGAGCAUUUUCUUUGUUUGUUUUUGAAGUUGAGAGUUGAGUUUAUGGUCACAGGUUCACAACUGCCAUGGGGUGCCAGAACAGAGGGCAAGGGACUGGGAUGAUUCCCUCAACCCCUGCUAAGCUAUAAGCUGUGUGUGUGUGGGCGGUACUUUACGGCAUUGAGCAGUCGUGACUCCUUCGUGUGGCCUAUUCAGCAUACUGUAGAUAAGCAGUCUGAGUGUAAAACCCCUUUAGUGGCCGUUUGGUUGGUAUCCAGGCUGCCGGUAUCCUGAGGUUGUGUCACUGCCCUGCUCAAUUGUAAAGUUGUGGAUGAUAUAGAAAAAGAGAUUAGGAUUUCUGAACACACACACACACACACACACACACACACACACACACACACACACACACACACACACACACACACACACACACACACACACACUAUCUAUGUCUUACUGUAGAUACUGUGCCUUUGGGAGAUACUGCCCUGGUCACCUUUGCCUUAGCUUGCCAUAAUAGCAGUCAUUCUUAGCUUAGCAAUUUCCUCUAAUAGUGCAGAGAGAAAAUAUUCUGGAAGGAUCAGCCAUUGGUGAAACAUUCUAGAGCCUGAGAUCUUUAAUUCAAAUUAUUUGUUGUAAAAUGGCUUCCAAUGGAGCCCAGUUGGCUCCUACAUUUGUGCCACCUGGUCCUAUUGAUGUUUUAUGAUAAAAUGUACAACACUUUAAUAGUGUAUUGCUAUCUUAAAUAUUUUAUGUUGUGUUUUUAUUUGGUAUUUUUGGCUCUGAAUUAUUGUGUGAGGGGGGAGGUCAGAAGUUUUUAAUAUGCAGUGUCCUAAUAGCUAAUCAUCUUUGUGGCAGAUAGCAGCUGAGCUUGUUCCCAUCCUAUUUUUUCCCACAAACAAAUUCAUUGAGGUCACAGAUUUCGAAAGUCUGGGCUAUUCAUGAUAAGAAUCUAAAAACUUGAUAAGUGAGAGAAGAUAGAUGACAAACUAAUAAUAUUUCUCUCUCAAAAUGUAUCAUAUGAGCGGUCUUGCACAUUUUCAAUGUAUGUAAGGUAGGAACAGAUGUUAUUAGUGUGGGCUGGGAAUACCGUACAUAAACCAAUGACAGACCAGAAUUAUACCCUACAUCCCUAAACUAAAGCCAGUCAGAUUCUUACUGGCCCACCUCUGGCCAAUCAAAGGAACUCGUUGCUGUGUCUAGCAACUGACUAAUGUGUGUCCAUAGCCUCAAACAUUUUUGAGAAGCAGAGCUUAUUAUCCAGUCUUAUGUUUUGAAUUGCACUAAAAGAAACAGAACAUGCCUAAAUAUGACAAAAAGAAUGGAAACAGGUCAUAUUUUUAAGUUCACUGGUUCUUGUCUGACAAAGAGAGACUCCUGUCAGAAUGAGUUGUCAGGCAGUGACACAACUCUAUGGAUACUGUGCAUCAAUGUCAGGGUUUUCCUGGACACUAUACAAAGGAAACCAUUGAGAGCUGUUUCAGUUUCAUUUUUGUCAUAAUUUUGUAAUAUGAUAUGGAAGCAUUUUUGUUUUUGAGGAGAUACAAUUGUUAAAUUUUUUAAUGAUUGAAAAGCUAUAGUUGAAGAAACAUGUAAAUAUAUGUUGUAUAUUGUGGGUUACAUGGCAAAGGGGAGAUUAAAGAAAAAAAAAAGCAAAACAAAACAAACAUUGAAUGUAAAAUCUACAAAAAGAUAUGCCUGUUCUAUGUUUUGUUUCUUUUGUAUAAUUCUUGCCUCACCUAUGGUGAUCAUCUUAGCCCGUUCUGACUUCCCUCUCUACUGUUAAACUAUCAGCAGUUUUAACCAACAGCAGUGUUCUUGCAUUUCUCUCAGUGAAGUAACACACUUCCAGUGUACUCCAGAAUUAAUUCAAGACUUGCUUUUUCUUUCGCUCUGUCUUUCUCUCCUCCUUUUCUCCUUUGCUCCAAAUAUUGAUUUAAGUUAGAAUGAAUGUUUGGUUGUGUGUGUGUGUGUGUGUUUCUGUGUGUCUGUGUGUAUGUGUAUGAGUAAGCAAAAUAAAUGUAAUAAAUGUCAGACUUUUAAGAUUUAUUUUGCUUGUUUUCUUUUUUGAGGUUUUCAUUUUAUUGUUUUUAGGCGAGAGAAAUUGUUGUGUACAUUCCGAUCUGCAACUACGCCAUUGUCCCCCUUUUAUGUUGUGUCCUCUGUCUAUGUCUUUGUUUAUACACAGUAUAUGUGUGUCCUCUCUCAAUGUCUUGGUUUAUACUAAGUGUUUGUGUGUGUGUGAGUGUGUGUCCAUGUCUUGUGUUAUUCUCAGUGUGUGUGUGUGUGUAUUCUGUCUAUGUCUUGGGUUAUUCUCAGUGUGUUUGUGUGUGUGUGUGUGUAUUCUGUCAAUGUUUUGGGUUAUACUAAGUGUGUGUGUGUGUGUGUGUGUGUGUGUGUUCUACCCAUGUUUUGGGUUAUACUGUGUGUGUCUCUGCUCCCUUCCACUGUGUCACUAUCCAUGACCUUACCCAGUGCAUUAAGCUAAAGACCCAAGAAAUGUGUAGAAAUGUGUAUGUCUUUAUUUCUCUUUUUCUUUCUUUCUUUCAUUCUUUCUUUCUGCCAGUCUUGUCUUUCUUACUUUCUUUCUGUCUGUCACUCCUCAUUUGGAUGAUUAUCUCUUUGUCAAAGACAAAAAAUAGAGUGUAUGUUUUUUUUUUUUUUUUUUUUGCUGUUAGCUCAACAGAGCAAAAAUGUUUUGAAUGCUUCCAGUGACUUUUUGAUCAGCUCUGUGAUCAAAAAACACUCUUAUUUUCUUAACCUGCUCUCAUUCUGGAAAGGCUAUUUUUGUCCUGUUUUCAUAGUUCCUGGCUAAACAAUUUGUUUUCAUCACAUCUGCUUUAACUGAUUUUUGUUUUUCUGAGAUGGUUUUUGUUGACAUUCUUCUUAUUUUGCAUGUCCACUUCUGUACUGUGUUGCCUGAUAGGAACCUUGUUUGUGAAUUGAGAGCGUUCACUGUAGUGUGUAAGGACAGUGUGGGAGGGUUGAGCGAUGGGCGUGUGAGCGUGUGUUUGCGAUUGCAGUUAUGUAAUGUUCUGAUGCCUACAAUGUGACGAGAGAUGACAAUAAAUGUGGAUCACACAGCCUCCCUGGA